CAAAAUGAUCUUGUCCACCGCGCAUUAUCCUUAUCUAAUUUUGUACCAAUGAAUUAUAGAUACCAGCAAGUUAAUCAUUAAAAAUAUCUUAUCAAUUUGAAUACUUCAUAAGUUGUUGCCAUAGCCAUAGAUCUAGUAGAUUCAGUGAUUUUCGUACAUUGCUAACGUAAAGGAUGGGGUCUCCGUCAAUCAACGACGAGAAUGGUAAAGUCGAUAAGGCACCACCUUCGGUGCCGCCGCACCAGCCCAGCAACCAAGGAGUAGAUCAUGACACGCCGUCGUCGUUGGAUAGUGAUGAGCAUGGUUCUUCCGACGAUUUCGAUAGAUGGGUUUCGGAGUUGCAACGAAGGCAAGCGCAGUCUAUUGCGCUUGUCGGUUCUUUGCGGAAAGAACUAACGACCCCUUCAUCUCAACAAGAUGAUGCGCCUAGGCAAACAUCAUCAAAAACAACAAGUUAUCAUUGUCAUGGUGACUCAUCGUUAUCAUGGUAUCGAGCAGAAGCAGAAGCAAAAAAUCGACAUGGAGGUGUACAUAGAAAAGCGAAGGAGGAAUUCAUCAAUUUCCAUGACAAGAUGGAGAGAUCCUCGGAGUGUCUUGAUGUGGAGAGGCGCUCCAGUGUAGCUAUCCGCGUUUUUGAUACGGAUAUUUUGCAGGAACAAAAUGCCGAAAAAGAAUGUCAUGCUCCUCUAGAGGAAGAGCACCAAAAUGCUUGUUUCUCGCCAAGUAGCAGAAACUCAGGCGCGCGUACUGGUACAUCUGGAGGAGAAUCUGGUGACGACAGUCGUUUAUCUCCUGUAUCAUUUUCCGCAAUGGCUGGACGAGGCGUUGGUGCAGCUCACAUUGUCACCGCUGCGGGACAGUCGGUAUUGAAAUCCGCACACGCCUUGGCUAGAACAGGAACGGAACUGAGUCUCGUCGCAAACUCAGAUAUCGACCGCCUUCUCUCCGACAGCCGCCUUGGCCCCUUGUCCAACAGUGAUAGCGAACGCUCCUUACUUGAAGUCGUCGAUGAGGAUGCAAGCGCCAUUUUCAGCGAGUCUCCAGGAGCUGGACGCGGAGGUGGCAUAUUUUCUAUUGAAAAUAAUCCAAAACUGACAGCCAGCACAAAAACCGAGGAGCAGGACAAGAGUAAGAAAGACGCUACGACGACUGAGGUAUCGUCCAUACUCAACGCUGGGUUCCUGUUAGACGCAGAAGUCGAUGAAAAUGAUGAAAUUUCUGAGGCUCCUCCAGGUGCAGUUGCAGUGAGCAAAAGCCUAUUGCUUCUGCCCGAAGUGGACUAUGAUUUUGAAGACGGGGAGGACAGUGAUCCACACGAUGGAGAACAACACAUCAAAGCGCGGGAAAAGGACACUGCCGAAAUGAAGACAUCACUAGUUUCAGACGUUUCAUCGGGAUGCAACACUGAUAAAAGGACAGGGACAACUUCGAAGUUGCAAGCAGACGAGAACAAUCACCACGCACACUCUGUGAGUAACGGACUACACGGAGCAGCGGUACUAAAUCCAGGUCCUCUACUAGCAUCUGCCGUCUCGGCUUGUGGUGCAGCAGGCCAGUAUGCAACGAGUGUAUCCCCAUCCGUGCUGAAUGGUGGCAGCGUCGUACUCUCUAGAUUAUCAGAUUUGGGGCGGCGCUUCGUGGCGCAUCGACCUAAUAUGCCACCGAAGCGCAAUGGAAGUCGCGGUCGUGCCUCUGCGGUGUCUAGAGUGGUGGGCGUGACAUCUUCGAAUGGAGGACCACGACGUUCGAGUGGUAAUAACCUGCGCAACGCAGCUAUUCGUGUCAAUAAACGGCGGCCCGCACCUCACAAAUCAUCGAGCACUGGUGGUGGUGUAGCGAGCAAAAGUAACUGCGCAACCCAUUUCGUAUCACUAGCUCUCAGCAAGGGGCCGAUCUUCAUCGAUGUCGGUAGAAAUCGCGAAGGUUGUAGCGCGGCUUCUUCAGGCGACCAUGGAACUUCAAUGUCAUUUUCUAGCAUUGAAGCUCCCGAAGUGAUUGGCGAAGAUCAUCUCCAGACUAAAAGUGUUGCAGCCCGCACGACAUCUGCUUUUGCACUUUCAGUUGUAGCGGACUCGUUCUCGGCCUCCGCUCCUAUUGCUGCACCAUCGUUAUUGCCAGACAAAUGCGUGCAUGGCGAUUUACUUGCCAACCUGCGGAAGAAGGCAAGUCAGCCUGUACGCCUGCAACAGAGUCGGUCCUCGAGACAGCCAGUUGAUUCCAGGGCCAGUGCGGUUGGCGAGGCCUUGCGCGCUUCGGCAGUGCUGGACUUCGAUUGGGGUGAUAAUUCCGAGAAGCUGAGCGAACCAAAUGCACCUCGUCAAGAGAAUCAAAGCGAAGAAGAAGAAGGACCACUUGCAACCAAGGAUGGCGAUGGACAAAAUGUUGCAUCAAGCUCAACAGUGCUAGUCGAUGCCACAGCAGAAGACGUUGUGGCGGAGAAUAAGGUUGACGGGAUGGGAAACGUAGUUGCAGCAUUGUCUACUUCAAAGAGUGAACAGUCAUGUGAGGAUGCGCCACCAGUUAGCUGUGAAAAGCUGAUUGAUCCGGUUUCUGAAUCGGAAAAUCGCAACGGCUCGCAGCGAUCAGCUGCCGCGACGCCCAAUUCAGCCGGGCAGGGCUUUGCGGAAAUGCUCGUGCCUUCGAAGGUGAACGGAGAUGAGCGGAAUGAUGUCAAACUCAAAUGGUCCUUUUUGACGCCGGAGGUGGGGGAGGACUCUUCGAAUUUCUGCAGGAAAUUGUUCUCCGCGAGCGCCGUUCGUCCUACUUCUGACCCCUUGCAAGCGCCAGAUCACGCGAUCGCCUCGCCUCUUCCCGGACAGGCUCCCACUCCAGGUGUGAGGAAUAAGCGCUACUUGGCGGUUGUCAUGUCAGGACGCUCUAGACCCAUGUACUCUUCAAGGCCGA
This is a messenger RNA of Amoebophrya sp. A25, 2904 nucleotides long. NCBI's taxonomy places the organism in Eukaryota, Dinophyceae, Syndiniales, Amoebophryaceae. The record is from the annotation of a GenBank genome assembly.